AAUUGUAGUUUCCCCCUGUUAAUGGUGAGGUAGGUACCCGGCACCGUCUCCUCUACUGGACUCCUACCAGUGCCCAGUUGUGCAGUGAAACUAAAGCGGGUACAAACCAUGAUGCGCUAACCUGCUCAAAAGAUUCUAGACUAUGUCGAUUUUAUAAUUAUUAUUAUAAAAAGUCAAAUUUAGCAAGUUUAUUUUGGUGUAAAGUGCUGCUUUGGAAGCUUGAAUGUCCUCCAGUUAAUCAUGAAUUCGUGAAGAUAACUGUUCAUUUAAUAAAAUGAAAAUCAUAUAUCUGUUGUCCACCAGCAGUGGACGAGGUUAAUAUUAAUAAUGAGCUCAGCAAUGGGGACAAAUAAAGUGUUUAUUUUGGAUAAAUAUUUUAAUGAACUGCAGAAAUUUUGGGAUACAGAAAAACGGUUACAAGAUGCAACUUCCAGUGGUGAGGCUGUGAAUCUUCAAACCAAGUUAAAAUCCCUUUCUUCGGAAUUGGUUACUCUAAGGAGUAGAUUACAUGUACCAGGAGAAGGCGAACAAGCCAAACUGUCUUUAGAAGAACCACCCCUUCCUUCUCCAGGGAGAGGAUACCUAGAUACUACUGCUGACAAUCCUCCACCUCCUCUCCAAUUUUACGACCAGCAAAGUUUACCAAGAAGUACAAAAUAUUUUGCUGGGGGUGUUAACGCUGGACUUCAAAAUUCCUUACACAACUCAUUCCGUGAUUUCUCCACCCUGCAAAGCGGUGGCACAAACAUGACUGGUAGCUUGCAGCACAACUAUUCUAAUAUUCAAACAGGGAUCUCGGCACCUUCAUCCAUAGUAUCAGCUGUGAGUAUUCCAAGCUUAUCCUCAUUUCCUCCGCCAGUGCCAUCCUCCUUACCUCCCUCGGAGGGAACUAUUCGAACAAUUGCCUCCGCUCCUCGGACUCCACCGUCUGAGAGACAAAGAAGAAGAGAAAAAUUUAUGAUAGACGAGAUGAAAAAGAGUCGACUGGCUGAUGUUGAUGAUUUGAUAAGACUUGAAGGACCUUUAACCGAGGACGCUGUUCUGAAAACCCUUCAAUCACGAUUUUAUAAUAGAAAAUACCAGACUAACAUUGGUCCCAUCUUGGUACAUGUGAAUCCUUACACAGACCUUAAGAACCCAAUAACCCUAAAUUCAACCUUGGAAGCCGCAAGGACCUCUCAACUUAGGAGGGUAGCAGAAGAAGCCAUAAGAAUUCAGGGAGACACAGGCUAUCCGCAAGCUAUCAUACUGUCAGGAGCAUGUGGGUCUGGCAAGACGUAUGCCAGCAUGGUUCUUUUGCGCCAGCUAUUUGAUUUAGCUGGCGGAGGUCCAGAAACCGAUGCCUUUAAGCAUUUAGCCGCAGCAUUCACAGUGCUACGAAGUUUGGGGAGUGCUAAAACAGCUGCUAAUAGAGAAUCCAGUCGAAUUGGUUACUUUAUCGAAGUUCAAGUGAGUGAAGGUGCGCUGUAUAGAACGAAGAUUCACUGUUACUUUUUGGACCAGAGUAGGGUUAUUCGUCCUCAACCUAUGGAGAAGAAUUAUCAUAUUUUCUAUCAACUUAUGGCUGGGUUAACGGGGCCAGAGAGACGUCAGCUCGGUUUAGCCGGAUAUACAAUUAGAGAUCUCAGAUACCUAAACUGUGGAGAUACAAGGACGGAUGAAGUUGAGGAUGCAGCAAGGUUUGAGGUCUGGAAGGGAACUCUAGGUAUCCUUGGUAUACCUUACAUGGAUGUGCUGAGGGUCCUUGCUACUAUACUUCUACUGGGCAAUAUAGAGUUUGUCGAAGGAGAAGGGUUAGAGGUCGAGAUAAUAGGCACAUCUGAGCUUGAAUCCGUGUCUGGUCUUCUUGGUAUAUCUCCUCAGCUCUUAAUCCAAGGAUUAACGACUAAAACUCAUAAUGUGAGGGGUCAGCUGGUCAAAUCUUCAUCUGAUGCAAAUAUGUCAAAUGCAACCCGGGACGCGUUAGCAAAAGCUUUGUACUGUCGAACAGUCGCAACAAUAGUCAAACGAGCGAAUAGUCUGAAGAAACCAAUGGGUUCAGGUUCUAUGAGUUCUAAUGAAUCAGUACAUCAUGAAGUGGCAUCAUUACAUGCCAGUACGGUUGGUACAGCAGGUUCUAAAAAAUCUAGCAAAAGUCUUGCAAUCCUCAACAAUGCACUCAGACAUGCAACAGACGGUUUUAUAGGUGUUUUAGAUAUGUUCGGUUUUGAGGAUAGUAAACCAAGCCAAUUGGAGCAGCUGUGUAUAAACCUAUGCUCUGAAACAAUGCAACAUUUCUUUAAUACACAUACAUUAAAAACAUCUAUAGAGACCUGUAAAGACGAAGGUAUAAGCUGUGACGUAGUGGUGGACUAUAAUGAUAAUGCACAUUGUAUUGAUCUCAUAUCUAGCCUGAGAACCGGUUUGCUCCGAAUGUUAGAUGUUGAAUGUUCUGUUCGAGGGUGUCCUGAAACUUAUGUACAGAAGCUUAAAGUACAACAUAAGGACAACACUAGAUUGUUUGAGCCACCUCUAUGUGAUGUGACAAGAACUUUUGGUAUUCAACAUUACACUGGGAAAGUAGUGUAUGAUGCUGCAGACUUUUUAGAUACCAAUCGUGAUGUAAUUCCUGACGAUCUCGUUUCAAUUUUUCACAAGCAAUCUUGCGCUUUCGGCUUUGUUACGCAUCUUUUUGGGACGGAGAUAAAAGCUCUCUACUCAGAAGAAAUAGUACCCCGAGGAAUCACCUUUAGGAUAUCUCCUACAUCAUACUCAGAGCUCCUGAACGGAGAUGAACCUGUUUCAACUCUGACCCAGGAUUUCCACACUAGGUUGGAUAAUCUUCUUCGAACCCUGGUUCAUGCGAAACCUCAUUUUGUUCGGUGUAUCCGACCCAACGAAACAGAGUCCAGUUCUGAGUUUAAGCGUGGGUUUGUGGUGGAGCAGGUCCGGAGUUUACAGAUUCUUGAAACCGUGAAUCUGAUGGCGGGCGGAUUUCCACACAGAAUGCGAUUCAAAAACUUUAAUUCACGGUAUAGAACCCUUGCUCCUAUUCGAACCCUCUCGAGAAGUGAUGAUCAAGCUUUAGAGGAUUGUCAGAGGAUUUUAGAUCACCUGAAAGUAUCUUUAAAGUCUUCCGAGCUCGGUGCUAUCUCCAAAGACUGGGCUCUUGGGAAAAAGCACAUUUUUCUUUCCGAGGGUGCACGUCAGCAUCUGGAAAAACUACGGACAGGGAAGCGUGCUCAAAGUGCGCGUCAAAUUCAAGCGAUUUGGCGAGGGUACUCUCUUAGAAAGAAAUGGCCGUCUAUGAGAUCCACCCUUCAAUCACAUCUGAUAGCUCAAAAAUCUUCUAAGACAUCACGUCCCCGUCCUCAGCCCAUAACGGGAACUCCUCCUCCGGAUGCCUCUCUAAAUGGACUUUUUCUUGUUAAUAGCAAGCAUCCUCUUGGUGAUAGAGGUUCACCUAACAUUUUAAAUUCCGGAGAUAGAUGUGAUUUCAAGACAAUCCAAAAAACCUGCUCACUCUUUGGAUUAGACUUGGAGAGACCUCCACCAGUACCACCCAGUAGAUCUUAUACGGUCCGAGGGAACAGUAAGAUUGCCUAUCCACAAGCUAGAUUUAUGAGACAAUCCUAUCCAGAUGAGAAAACCGGAGAUACAAUUUUAUUGAAAGGAGAACAGGUUCUGGUGAUCGGAGCAUCAACACGUCGAGGACAUUUAGUGGUGGAAAAAUAUAAAAAUGCAAUGCAUGUUCCUUUUCAAUACCUGGAACUGAACAACUUAGGAUAGAUGACCCUUCAUACUUUUUCUCUGACACAGAAGUAGGAAAUUAUUGUAACUCUAAAACUUAAAAAGUUACAGAAAAACUUCAGAUAAAAACUUUGAUGCAUAAAAGUGAUAUUGUUUCCUAUUUACAGUCAGGACCUAAUUUAAUUAUUUUUUAUAAUAUUUAAUUAUUUUUUGAUAAUAUUUAAUUAUUUUUGGAAGUAUUUUCCGCUCGAGUUAUUUUUCCCACAGGUUUUGCCAUAUUUAUAAUUGUUAUUGAUGAACUAGUCAGCACUGAAGAAAUGUUUUCUAGACCCAGUGCUUAUCAAAUAAAUUCAUAGGACUUUUGUAAGCCCUAUGCAAGUGUAAACUAGCAGAUGCAAUAUAUGUUAUUGUAGUUUUAUAUGAUGGUUAGUUAAUUGUAAAUGUUAUAUUUGCAGUUCUACAAAACUAAAUUGAAACUUCGUUAUUGUUAACGUUAUUUAACAGAUGAGGGUUAAAAUCAUCCAAUGAGCAAGUUACAAAAUCCUGCAAAUAAAAAUUUCUAUUCGCGUA
Molecule: messenger RNA, 4299 nt
Organism: Eurytemora carolleeae
Lineage: Eukaryota; Metazoa; Arthropoda; Copepoda; Calanoida; Temoridae
Gene: dachs
Product: unconventional myosin-IXa
Exons: 21
Coding region: 328-3768 (1146 amino acids)
Biological process (GO): vesicle transport along actin filament; actin filament organization
Cellular component (GO): vesicle; myosin complex; actin cytoskeleton
Molecular function (GO): actin filament binding; ATP binding; cytoskeletal motor activity
Source: RefSeq, a predicted model, not a curated record